Fonsecaea multimorphosa CBS 102226 is the source of this 588-nucleotide messenger RNA. RefSeq lists its product as uncharacterized. Lineage: Eukaryota; Fungi; Ascomycota; Eurotiomycetes; Chaetothyriales; Herpotrichiellaceae. The coding region runs from base 1 to 588 and encodes 195 amino acids. The record is from RefSeq and is a predicted model, not a curated record. The transcript is spliced from 2 exons.
AUGGCUGCACCACCGGAGGUCAACCUCGCAAACCUGUCUGGGAAAUGGGUCCUGAACCGUGGGCUGGCCGAUGACCCCGACCCAAUGCUGGCGUUUCAAGGUGUUCCUUGGUUGAAGCGCAAAGUCAUUUUGCUCGCCACGGUGACCUUGUCCGUCAAGGAGUAUGUUGACGACAAGAACAUCACACAUAUCGAUCUGGACCAGACCGCCUCGGGGGGCAUCCAGGGCACCAGUGAGCUGCGCAUCCUGGAUUGGAGUGAAACCAUCCACGAAGAUCACAUUUUCGGCACCAUGAAGAGCCGCAAUCGCUGGGUCGCCGAUCUCAAGUCCUGCGAGAGUGGGAAUGGAGGGCCCCUCGACCCGUACCUGACUGAGGGCUGGUUAGACGAGAAAGUUGGCCCGAAUGGGGAGGCAUUCGUCCAGAAUUGGGUGAGUAAUGAAGAACGAGGCUGGACGGCGGAGCAGAUAUGGGGAUUUACCAUGAUCAAGGGCAAGCGGUAUAAGACUAGGAAGAUCCUCGUCAAGAAGGGGGAUGAGAGAUUGACAGUUACCUUUGCGUAUGAUUGGAAGGGAAGGUCCAAGGCUUAG